UUGGAUCUGAGGAGCAGAGCCUUUGCUAGACGCAGCCACGCAUGGUGCGCAGCGCAAGCCAUGGGGAAUUGCUUUUUUGUGGACCAAGGCUUAAGCCUGGACAUCGCAGAGCUUGAGGACCUACUGCUGUUCUACGAGCAGAAUUACUCGUACCUUGAUGAGUACACCAACAGUACCCUUCCUGAACCAUGCCACGACCAUUACUGCUCUGUCUUCGAAGACCACGUUCCAGCGUUCCUGAUAACACUGAGCAUCCUAGGACUGCUGAGCAACGUGGCCCUUGGCGUGGCCCUGGCCAAGUUCCCCCGCCUUUGGGAUCAACACGGCCCGAGCAAAACCGUUCUCUCCUUAAUGACGGUGGCCGCUGGCAUCUUUGCCGUCAGCUUGCCAGCUUUUGCGGUGGAGUGGAGGUUUGGGGACACCUUUUGCAAGACAGCUCAUGUGAUGCGGUACGGGGCCCUCUUUGCUCAGGGGCUGUCGGUGGCCGGGAACUCAUGUCUCCUUCUCCGGGCUUCCCCCAGUUGGCUGUUUCCCAUGGCACUCUGGCUCGUGGGGUUCUUGUUCUCAGUGCCCACUGCCAUGAUCAGCAAUUCAGGUGAUGGAAAAUGGGCUGUUUGUGCCCUGAGCUCCGAAGCCAAGCUGUACCCCUGGUCCAUGGCCCACACCAUCAUCUGCCUGGCUGAUUUUCUUCUCCUCCCUGUGUUCCUGGGUUUGGCCAAGCUAACUUCGAGGUGCUGUGAAUGCAACCGGCGCCCGCAUAUCGACCUCACCUGGCUUUUUUACCUCUUCUGGGCACCAUAUGGAGUGGCUAUGAUCUUGAAGACUCUGGUUCAGGAACAGCUGCUUCGCCCUAGUUGCCAUUUGCAAGAGGCUCUCAACUACUUCCUGGGGCUAUCAGAAGGACUGGGCAUGCUCCAUUGUGCCCUGUGCCCUCUCUUCCUCAUGGGGGAAGCCAUCUGCCACCAAAAAACUGCUCGAGCAGGAAAGCGCUGAAUGGGCACCUUACCCUCACUACCGCCCUGACUUGGAUAGCCCAGGCAAGCCCCAUCUCAUCAGAUCUCAGAAGCUAAGCAGGGUUGGCCUUGGUUAGUAAUUGGAUGGGAGACCUGCAACGAAGACCAGGGCUGCAGAGGCAGGCAAUGGCAAACCACCUCUGUCCGUCGUUUGCCAUGAAAACCCCACCAGGAGUCACCAUAAGUCAGCUAUGACUUGUCAGCACUCUCCACCACCAUACUUUCACCACCAAUGUGCUACAACCGCUGGGAGUUUGUCUUCAUUUGGUAUCUUCCGAUGAAGCUACAGGCCCAUCUUGGGUCCGGUGAAUAACUGGAGCAGGAUGCGACGGCCGAGUUCCGAGAGGGGGAGAAUGGAGUCUUCAGACAGCAGGAAAUGGGUCCCAUUUUUUAAAUACUCUCUUACCGUGAACAUAUGAAGCUGCCUUCCACUCUGGUAUCUGUAGAAGUGAGCUGUGGUUCACAAAAGCUCUUACCCUACCACGAAUUUUGUUAGUCUUAUAGGUGCUACUGGCCUCUUGCUCUUCUUUUCUACGGCCUUCCACUGACUCAGACCCACGGUGCAGCAAGGCCAUUCUUGUUUGCCAUUCUGGCAAUGGCUCUCCAAGGUCUUCUCCAUCACCUGCUAAUUGACCAUUUUAACUGGAGAUGUCGGGGAUUGAACCUGGGACCUUCUACAUGCAAAGCAGAUGCUUUACUACUAAACAGAGAGGGCCAAGUAUGCUCUCUCUCUCUUUCUCUCUCUGUCUGAUUUCCAUUCUGCUGCAUGCAAAAUAGGCAUUCAUAAAAGAAUAAAUGAAAAAUAUAACCCAUCGAGAAGGUAAAUGACAAGACACUCCAUUGCCAUAUAUAUGAUUUUUACAUUUGUACACAAUAAUAUUUUUUUUAGCAGGAAUUUCCGCGUCGUUUAAUAUGUCAUGUCAAAACGCUUAUGUUUUAGUUCAGCAUUGUUCCAACUCUUCAUUAGAUUUUCUGCGUGUUUUCAUUUUCCGCAACUUACUCCCGAUUGUAUUGCCUGUUUGAAUGUCCCAGCCAUUGAUCAUAUUGAUUUAUACCAUGUAAUCCGCCUUGAGUCUCAAUGAGAAAAACAGAUUGUAAGUGGCUGGUAUUCUGAGAUUUUAAAACUGUGAAAUAAACACAAAAAUGU
Messenger RNA from Eublepharis macularius, 2160 nucleotides. It is a transcript of the gene ACKR1, whose product is annotated as atypical chemokine receptor 1 (Duffy blood group). Gene Ontology annotation, cellular component: membrane. The transcript has 2 exons. Bases 61 to 993 code for a protein of 310 amino acids. Lineage: Eukaryota; Metazoa; Chordata; Lepidosauria; Squamata; Eublepharidae. The record is from RefSeq and is a predicted model, not a curated record. Gene Ontology annotation, molecular function: chemokine binding. Gene Ontology annotation, biological process: inflammatory response; chemokine-mediated signaling pathway.